Messenger RNA from Peniophora sp. CBMAI 1063, 519 nucleotides. The record is from the annotation of a GenBank genome assembly. NCBI's taxonomy places the organism in Eukaryota, Fungi, Basidiomycota, Agaricomycetes, Russulales, Peniophoraceae.
AUGAGCCCACGCCCGCGUCUACGCCUGGCCCUGGUCCUGCGCCGCGUUCGCACACCUAGACGCCCAAGCCCUACCCAGCAGCAGCAGCCCUUCGGCUCGUACCGCCCGUACAAGGGUCGCGAGAUGCCCGGGGCUGGCAGUGGUGGCUUGAACCAGGGCCAGAAGCCGAACGAGGGCGUCGCAGAGACACUCAUCGGCCUGUCCAACUACCGCGAUGGCGCGGCCCCAGCUUCGCAAGCGCCAAGCGACCCGCCUCCGCCUCCGCCGACGAGCGGUCCUGGUGUACGUGCUCCCAGCCCGACGCCUAGCAUGCGCUCCCGCGCUUCGCAUCAUGGUAGCGUGAGCAGCACUCGUUCUGCUGGGCAAGGUUCGCGUCCCGCCGGCACGAAGCCCACACACUCGGCUGACCGUGACGACUCCGACGGUUUGUUGAAGAGGGCGAAGAUGGGCACGCCUGUGACGGCCGCGACGAGCCUGCUGAGCAUGAAGAGUAGACAGUCGCUUGAAGAUGCAUCAUAA